Messenger RNA from Staurois parvus, 498 nucleotides. The record is from the annotation of a GenBank genome assembly. NCBI's taxonomy places the organism in Eukaryota, Metazoa, Chordata, Amphibia, Anura, Ranidae.
GUGUCAUUGUUCUGGGACCCCCAAGUGUCAGGGUGUCAUUGUUCUGGACCCCCCAAAAUGUCAGGGUGUCAUUGUUCUGGACCCCCCCAAGUGUCAGGGUGUCAUUGUUCUGGGACCCCCCCCAAGUGUCAGGGUGUCAUUGUUCUGGGUCACCCCCCAAAUGUCAGGGUGUCAUUGUUCUGGACCCCCCCAAGUGUCAGGGUGUCAUUGUUCUGGACCCCCAAGUGUCAGGGUGUCAUUGUUCUGGGCCCCCCAAAGUGUCAGGGUGUCAUUGUUCUGGGACCCCCAAGUGUCAGGGUGUCAUUGUUCUGGACCCCCAAGUGUCAGGGUGUCAUUGUUCUGGGACCCCCAAGUGUCAGGGUGUCAUUGUUCUGGGACCCCCAGGUGUCAGGGUGUCAUUGUUCUGGGGACCCCCAAGUGUCAGGGUGUCAUUGUUCUGGGACCCCCAAGUGUCAGGGUGUCAUUGUUCUGGACCCCCAAGUGUCAGGGUGUCAAUUG